This is a messenger RNA of Ornithodoros turicata, 981 nucleotides long. RefSeq lists its product as uncharacterized. Bases 1 to 981 code for a protein of 326 amino acids. The record is from RefSeq and is a predicted model, not a curated record. The transcript has a single exon. Gene Ontology annotation, molecular function: nucleic acid binding. Gene Ontology annotation, biological process: DNA integration. Lineage: Eukaryota; Metazoa; Arthropoda; Arachnida; Ixodida; Argasidae.
AUGGACAUAUGUGGAGGUGCAUGCAGUGGAAAUGCAACACAGUCUCGUCAGCGAUGCAACACGGUCGCAGCUGGUCCGUGGAACUGCAGCAGACCCGGAGCUAAAGAAGUUGUGGACUGCCUCCGGGAGAAUCGUCCUGUGCAAGGGUCAUAUAAACCAUUUUCUGGAGAGCUGACGGAGGUGGAAGGUAUGCUCUUCAAAGGUACGAAAGUGGUUGUCCCCCGAGCUUUGCGUAAGAAGAUACUAGAGCGGAUUCAUGAGGGCCACUUGGGGAUCAACAAGUGCAGAGCCAGGGCAAGACAGACAAGCCCGGCCACAAAACCAGCUAACGACAUAGCGGCCUUGAUUCGGCGUUGUCAUAUUUGUCAAAAGUUCGCCUACCAACAGUCACAGGAGCCAUUAAUGAUGCAGGAGACACCCAGUCUGCCCUGGAGAAGUAUUGGCGUAGAUCUGGUUGAGUAUGCUGGCAAGACCUACAUCACAGCCUAUGGUGCGUUCUCAAAUUACCCAGAAGUGGAGAGGCUUAGAGAAGCGACAGCGGAAGCGGUCAUCAAAGCAUUGUGCACUAUGUUUGCGAGACAUGGCAUACCUUUAGAACUUUGUAGCGAUAACGGACCACAGUUUACGUCCAAGCAGUUUCAAGCAUUCGCUGAAAAAUGUGAUUUUAAACAUAUUACAUCGAGUCUGCACUUUCCUCGAUCUAAUGGCCUUGCAGAAAAGGGGGCACAGGAGCUGAAACGCAUCCUUAAAAAGACAUCAGAAGCAAACGAGGACUUCUGGCUCGGACUGCUCAGUUACAGAUCGGCACCUCUGGAUGAUUGUCGCAGCCCUAGCGAGUUGUUAAUGGGAUGUCGAAUUAUGUCCCGGCUUCCGGACUUUUCACCACAUAUUCCAGUGGCUCCCACGAAGCGUCAACAAGCAUGCGAUAGCGGAGUACCCUUGCGGCCGCUUCAAGAAGGGGAUCUGGUGCGGAUCAGGUAG